Pistacia vera is the source of this 1632-nucleotide messenger RNA. Its product is annotated as queuine tRNA-ribosyltransferase catalytic subunit 1-like. The coding region runs from base 157 to 1353 and encodes 398 amino acids. The transcript has 16 exons. The record is from RefSeq and is a predicted model, not a curated record. Gene Ontology annotation, cellular component: cytosol. Lineage: Eukaryota; Viridiplantae; Streptophyta; Magnoliopsida; Sapindales; Anacardiaceae. Gene Ontology annotation, molecular function: tRNA-guanosine(34) queuine transglycosylase activity.
UAACACAACACACUACACAGCCUCCAAAGGAGACCAAGACUUGGUGUCUCCAUAUUCUUUUCCUGUUUGCGGCUUCUUCUUCCCUCCGGUAUCCUAAGUACAGUCCUUUCUCUGCUUUUCUGAUUUACGCAUAGACUGUGGAAACAGAACUUUGUAAUGGCUCUUAGUUUUGAGGUUCUGGGAAGGUUUAAUCGUGCCCGUGCAGCUCAAUUGACUCUCCCUCAUUUUGUUUGCCAAACACCUCUGUUUAUGCCUGUGGGAACACAAGGGACAAUAAAGGGUUUGACAACUAAUCAGCUUGAGGAGAUUGGCUGUCAAAUAAUUCUUGGGAAUACAUAUCAUUUGGCACUUCGUCCUACCUCUGAGCUUAUUGAUGAAUUGGGUGGUCUUCACAAAUUUAUGAAUUGGCCUAGAGCACUGCUUACUGAUUCUGGUGGCUUUCAGAUGGUUUCUCUUCUGCAUUUAGCUGACAUCACUGAAAAGGGUGUAACGUUUCAGUCGCCGGUUGACGGAAAGCCAAUGCUCUUAACACCUGAGGAAUCAAUUCAAAUUCAAAACAGAAUUGGAGCAGAUAUAAUUAUGGCUCUUGAUGAUGUAGUAAAAACUACCAUUACUGGUCCACGAAUUGAGGAGGCCAUGUAUCGCACCCUUCGCUGGAUUGACAGAUGUAUAGCAGCUCACAAGAGACCACAUGAACAGAACUUAUUUGGUAUUGUACAAGGUGGUUUAGAUCCUGUGCUAAGGGAUAUAUGUGUUAGAGGCUUGGUGGAUCGGAAUUUACCUGGCUAUGCUAUUGGUGGUCUUGCAGGCGGUGAAGAUAAGGAUUCCUUUUGGCGUGUUGUCGCCCAAUGUACUGCUGCAUUGCCUGAGGAUAAACCAAGAUAUGUUAUGGGAGUUGGGUAUCCACUGGAUAUUGUAGUUUGCAGUGCUUUGGGUGCUGACAUGUACGACUGUGUCUAUCCAACACGCACUGCUCGUUUUGGCACUGCUCUGGUACCUGAGGGAGUUCUAAAACUCAAACACAAAGCAAUGGCUGAUGACACUCGGCCCAUUGAUCCUACGUGCGCUUGUAUGGUUUGCAAGAACUAUACAAGGGCUUACAUUCAUUGUCUUGUUACAAAGGAUGCUAUGGGAUCUCAGCUUUUGUCAUAUCACAAUUUGUAUUACAUGAUGCAGUUUAGCAGAAAUCUACACUCUUCAAUAAUUGAGGGAAGGUUUCCAGAGUUCGUGUGCGAUUUUCUGCAGAAAAUGUUUCCUAAAGGUGAUGUCCCUGAAUGGGUCUGCAACGCCAUGGAGGUUGCUGGAAUUGAUAUCUCUUCCUGCUGUGCUCCAUUCCCUUCAUCCCAGGAUUAGAUUACAAAUAUUUACACAAGGAUUUAUUUAAGAGAACUUUACACACCCGGCCUCAAAGAAUUUAUCAUUAAAGGUAAUCUAAUUUACAGGUGACAACACUGCAGCAUAAGUUUUGUAGUCAAUAUGCUGCCAUAAUUAGGAAUUAAAUCCACUGAAAAAUCUCCUCUCCUUUUUGUUUCCCACUUUUCCUUCACUGAUUGGUUGUACAAUUGCAAGAAAAUCUUGCUUUCACAUAUCCUUAUGCAUUAUUAACAUAAAGUUUUCUGUAUUAUUUUUAUA